Anolis sagrei ordinatus is the source of this 1434-nucleotide messenger RNA. The record is from RefSeq and is a predicted model, not a curated record. Lineage: Eukaryota; Metazoa; Chordata; Lepidosauria; Squamata; Anolidae.
GCCCAGGGCCUCCUCCCACUGCACUCCCUGCCACCCGUCCGCCAUGUCUGCCGCCAGCCUCGUGGGGGUGAGGCCGGGCCUGUUGGCGCAGGCGCUGCUGCAGCGGUGGCGGGCUCUCCACGUCUCGUCGGCGCGCCUCCGCGGGGCCAGGGUAGCCGUGGUCCUGUCUGGAUGUGGCGUUUACGAUGGUACAGAAAUACACGAAGCCUCUGCCAUAUUAGUCCAUCUGAGCCGUGGAGGAGCUGAUGUUCAGAUAUAUGCCCCAAAUAUUUCUCAGAUGCAUGUUAUUGACCAUAGCAAAGGGCAACCAACUGAAGGGGAAUCAAGAAAUGUCUUGGCAGAAUCAGCAAGGAUCGCUCGUGGUAAAAUCACAGACUUGGCCAAACUUGCUGCAGAUGAUCAUGAUGCUGUGAUAUUUCCUGGAGGAUUUGGAGCUGCUAAAAACCUGUCUACCUUUGCUGUUGAUGGAAAAGAUUGUAAAGUGAACAGAGAUGUUGAACGUGUGUUAAAGGAUUUCCACAAAGCUGGGAAGCCCAUUGGUUUGUGUUGCAUUUCACCUGUCUUGGCUGCCAAGGUUCUUCCAGGUACCGAAGUCACUGUAGGACAUGAAGAAGAGCAAGGGGGUAAAUGGCCUUAUGCUGGAACUGCCGGGGCCAUUAAAGCACUGGGAGGAAAACACCAUGUUAAAGAAGUAACAGAAGCCCAUGUGGACACGAAGCACAAGGUGGUAACGACCCCAGCCUUUAUGUGUGAAACUGACUUACAUCACAUUUUUGAUGGCAUUGGGGCUAUGGUAAAAACCAUCUUGAAGCUGACAGGCAAAUGACAUGGACGUCCUUAGUAGCAAUAAUAAUGACCUUUUGGAAGAUUGCAAUCCUUACCACAUUCACAUGACAUGAUAUCACAUCUUGCUGCACUCUGGAUUGGAUUGGACUGGCUUGUUUAAUUUCCAGUAAUGGAAGCACUACGGCUUGUUGAGUUAUGCUGCCCUUUUUUCUUAUAAAUCAUUCUGAUUCCUCGUUAGUACAGCGAUCAAGUUGAAAAAAGCUUGAAAAAGUUCUGAUCAUUUAUCAUGUUUUUACCAAGAUUUCUAUUGUAAGAUUGAGCAACUAUGUGGUCCUAAUAUUAUCAGUGUGGCAAUUAUAACAAUGAUAUACCCAGAUUAGUGACCUGAUUGCUUUUGACCUUUGAGUUUUGAUUACCAUUGUGUUGUGCUCGCCAGUAAAUUGGGUUGGGAUUGAAAAAUUGCGGAAUUAUUAAUCUCUAUCUUGGCUGUGAAAUAUUUAAACAACCACAACAUUUUUACCUGACAAAUUCCAGUAUUGAACAUUAAAACAGGCACGGCAUUAGACAAGAUAUGUUGCAAAAUCUGUGGAUAAUAAUAGCAGCUCUCAGAAGAAAUAGCUCUAGAAUAAAGUAUUUAAUUCCUGACAA